UCUCCCUUCGGAGUUUCAGCGCCCACAGCUGCGCGCACGAUUCGAGGGCAGCUGCCCCCUUGGUUGGCGAAGGGCCUCGUGCUUUGGACACUUUGACUUUCGCGCCAGCAGGACUCGGCGGCGUCGCUUUGCCUCUCGCCCCCCGCCCCCAGCAACGGCUGUGAGGUGGGCGGCGGCGCAACAAUGGGGCGCAGAGGGUGUCCGGAGGCAGAAGGAUGGCUGCCACCUCCACGGCUGCAGCAACCGGCGGCCCCGGGAAGCGAAAGCGCUCUUUCCCCGCCCGUGCGCCCGCGCUCUGCCUGGCGCUGGCUUUGGCUCUGAGCCACGGGACCUGGUUGGUAUUUUGUUCUGCAACCGCCGAUAUUGCAGCUGUUAUAGUGUCCACACCAGCAGAACUGAUUGUGGAGAUUGGGAAAGUAGCGAAGCUUCCAUGCAAGUUCACAUCAUCAGAGAAGAUUACUACUGCAGCCUCUGCUACCUGGAGCUAUCGAAAACGGGGAACAGAUGACCGUCCCAUAACUUUUUUCUAUUACUCAAAUGAGAAAGCAUAUGAUGGGAAGAAUACACAAUUCACUGGCCGCAGCACAUGGGCUGGAGAUUUUUUAAAGCAAGAUGCAUCCAUCAAGAUAGAAAACAUGCAACCUACAGACAAUGGCACUUAUUUCUGUGAUGUUAAGAACCCUCCAGAUGUAGUCACUGAAGAAAGGCCAAUUGAAGUUAAAGUUGUGGAGAAAGAGAAUAUUCCUGCAAGCUCCGGAAAUAUUUCAUCCUUCUGGCUACUUGUACUUCAGUUCUGCUGCAUUCUAGCCUCUUUGCCAAACUACUUGUUCUGAAAAUAAAACACACCUCUCAUGGCAAUUGAGAA
Molecule: messenger RNA, 865 nt
Organism: Podarcis muralis (Common wall lizard)
Lineage: Eukaryota; Metazoa; Chordata; Lepidosauria; Squamata; Lacertidae
Source: RefSeq, a predicted model, not a curated record